CCAGAAGGACAGGAUACUGUUGCUGAAGAUUGAGCAGGAACUAGUCAAUCUGGCCAAAGACAGCAAGCGCAACCAUUAUAAGUUCCCACAGAUGUCCUCAUACCAACGCAUGUUGGUUCAUCGUGUAGCUGCAUAUUUUGGCAUGGAUCACAAUGUUGACCAGACAGGAAAUGCUGUCAUUGUUAACCGUACCAAGAACACAAGGCUUCCUGACACCAAGUUCCGUGACCACAUUCGAGAAGAGCUACUAUUCCCUGAAGAGCCUCGGAGAUCCAUCCUAAAGCGGGAUUCUUCCUCAUUUGAAGACAGUUGUAACUUCAAGAACAUCCGAGUUCUAGUAAUAACAGACUGGCAACCCCGUCUCGAUUAUGAAUCCAUGUUGCAGUCUCCUGAGAGGCAGUUUAGCUCCGAGUCGCGACGGAGCAAAAGUUUCGAGGAGCGUGAGGAGGAAUAUGAAAAAGCAAGGAAAAGGAUUUUUAAUCGCGAAGAUGGAGGCAGUGACCCCCUGCAUGACUCUUCUCGACGCAGCAGCCAAGAGGAACUGAGGUGGCCAGGAGAAGUGCAACCAUGGAGUAGUUCUGACAGUGAUAUGUCAUCACGACUACGCUCAAAUAUGCUUCUGCAUGCCUCUGAUAACAACCAGCUUAGGCCUGUGCGUCUCCCAAAGGGUGAAUCAUUUGAGUGUCGUGACACUUUAAAAGCCAACUCACUCCGUCUCUCAGUGUCUAAGUCAUACAGUUUUGGGGGUUACCCAGUGGCUGUGCUUUCUCGGGGCGACAGCUGCACAAGUACACACAGUGCUGGUGCUCGACUGCUCACCAAGCAAGAUUCUGGUAGCAGCAUGUCUUCCCGCCUCAGUCCUUCCAGUUCUGGCUACAAGUCACAGUCCCAACGUUCGGACACAACCACAUCAGCCACGCCUUCCCCAACUGCUACUCCUGUAUCUCAGUUGAGCAUCUCUAGCUCCACCCAACCUCAGAUGUCUAGUCAUGGGGCACUGUCCCCACAACACACACCCGAGUCAAGUAGUCAUGAACAGAACCAGACUGUGAUGUGGGCUGUGACCAGCAUGGCUUCCGUUCCUCCUGGCAGUGUACUCAUAAACCCUCAGACCGGGCAGCCAUAUGUUAAUUCUGACGGCUCAGUGUACCGUUAUGACCCGGCCAAUCCUCCCAAGGUUGUAACAGAUGAUGGUAGAGAGAGUGUCAGUGUCAGUGUCAGUGGCAGUGAUGGUACUAGCAAUCGCCAGAAGAGCACAGGCAGCUCCGAGCAGAUGCAUCCACCAGCACAGCAACAAACUUGCCAAAGCCAGAAGUCUCAUCCUUCCUCCACUUCAUCUUCAGCAACUUUGCCAUCAAAAACUGUCUGUUCAACUCAUGUAACAACAACUGCUACCUCCCCUUCCUUACCUAUGUCACCUCCUCCUGCCCUACUGCCUAACUUACAACCUCACUCCAACUCCACAUUAGUUAAUACAUCAGCUACCUCACAGAUCCAUGCCCCACCACAACAGCCUGUUCUCACAAUCUGCCACUCCAGUCAAUGCUCGUAUGUACCAAACCCUGCUGUCCCUCCAACAGAACCAGUACAACUACAGCAACACCUCGGAACCUUGCCUGUUGCAUCCAUACCGAUGUGCCCACAGCUAGCUAAUACUAAUAGUAGUCUGGUGAACACUCAGACACACUCAUAUCCUCAGCAGCAAUUUGUACCAGCUUUGCAACAUCAGCAGCCAGAAAUGAUGUUUGGUAACCAGGUGCCAGCUCAAGCACAAAGUCAACAACCAACACCACCUCAGAUGGUGUUUGCUAGCUAUAACAUGGUACCAGUGCCAUCAGCUGCCAAUGGUACUACUGCGAUGGCAGCUGGCACAACAGGAUAUGAACAGAGGCAUUCAGAUGGUACCUGUAUGGCAAUCUCAGACCUGAGCAGUUACUUCAUGGGGCUGGGCCUUGUGACAGACCAGCGUGGUGGUGGUGGUGUUGGUGGCAGUGGUAAUGAUAACUCUAGUAGUCAGCAGCAGACACAGCCCUCAACAGCAGGGGGCAUGAUGCCAGUCCCCUCUUCACUGCACCACAGCCACCAUCCUCAUAAUUAUCAGUCGCAACCUCCUGCCCCAGCUGUAGCUUCUGCAACUCCAUAUUGGCAACCUCAGCAACAGUCUAGUCCUGUACAGCAUUCACAACAACAGACACCACAGCAACCAGCUCAACAGCCAUUACCAAUGUAUUACGUACCACCAGCUCUUGCAGCUCCUCCUCCUCCACCUGUAUCUGGUUCAAUGCUCAGCACCUCCCCUCCACAGCAGGCCACCUCCAACAGCUCAAAUCCAGCGACUCCAAGAUAUAUGGCAGCAUACCCACCUUACCAGCAGGUUCCAAGUGGUACUCCACUGUGCCAUCCCAGUGGUCCCAGUUUGCUUCCCCCUGUUCAACAGCAUACACAUCAGGACAGGUCACAACAGAGCAUGGGGCCCAGUGGAGGCUACAUACCGAAUUAUCCUGUGGUGAGCUACGGGGCAGCUAUGAUGGCUGCCACAGGGAAUGGGGAAUGCAUGUCUCUGUACUCUCAACCUUCUCUACAUAUGCUGUACACCCCCACCAGUAUUAAUGUAAACUCCUUGAGUAGUAGUUCAUCAAGUGCGUCAGCCUUGCCUGGAGGAAGUGCACUACCUUACUAUCACCCGCCUUCAACCCCAACAUCCCACACCCAGCCUGUAAUGGCUUUGAGUAUGGGACCACCCUACAUGCAGCCGAGCCAACCUGGGACAGCUGUGGGAGCAUACAGGGCCCCUACCCCUCCACAGACACCCACUCAGAGUCAGACCCUGUGCAACAUGCCCACACACUCAUAUGUAUAUCUGAAUGGAGGUGGCUAUACACCAAUGUACAGUGGAGGUGGAACCAAUGGGAAUGCCCCUACUCCUGGCCCAUACAGUCAGCAGUCAACAGGCACCCCUUCUACCCCUGGGCCUUCACAGUACAUUCCCCCCACAGUCAUCUCAAAUCUAGGGCUCUUCCGGUCCAACAUGCAGAUGAUGUCCAGUGUGACGUCAAGUCCUCCUCCCCCCAGACCUUCUCGUGAUGGUCUAGGGCUGAAACCAUCAUACAGUCGGUCUCCUUCAGUCGGAAGCAAGGAUAGGAGUAAUGGUAGCCAUUAUGACACGGUGUGUGGAAAUGACAAGACCGUCACAAGCAUGAGGUAUCCAUCCAUACCCAUGUUUGGGCUACGCAUUAUGCCAGGUGACAUGCGAGUGAUGAGCCAGCAGCCCCUUUCAUCCUCAUCUCCUGCAUUAAGAAUGCCCUUUAAUCUCCCCCCUCACCCCACUUCCUUGCCAACAUCUCAUCAUCCUGCACACAGAAUGCAGCAGCAGUCAACACAUUACACACUUGGCAGUCAGUCAUCUGGUUCAGAGGUGUCAAUAGGGUCUGUAGGUAGACCGCCUAAACCAAGAAAACAAAGAUCUAAGAUAACAACUACAGUUGCAACAAAUCCUGUUCAAAAUUCACCACCUCAGGCAGGCAUUACUCUGCAGCCACAGAUGACAACACAGGCAGCUACUGUCACCCUUUCAACAGCUGGUGAAGGAACAGAUCAAGAAACGGGUCGAGUUCUAAUGAUAAAUGAAGGAAAUCCAUCCAAGCAGCACUGACAUCAGUUGGGGUUUCUUAUGAUCUAAAGACAAGUCUCUCUCAUUCUCUUACUGCCUAAGGUCCAAAAUGCCUUGAAGAAAAUGACAAACCAGACAGCUAACAGAAAAGUAUGAAUUUGAAGCACUGAAUGUUGGCAGCAAUGGUAAGACCCCUUUAUUUUCCAACCUUGUCCUGUGUACAACACACAUGAUACCUGACAGUUUUGCCAUGUUGUUAACCUUUGUGCUUUGUUUUUGAAGGGAUAUGUCUGCCGGAUGACCUUCUUCAUAGCAUAGAGAAUGAAAAAUUAUAAUUUGAUAUCAUUAGAAAGAUUAUUCUUUGAAAAUCAUACAUAAAGCUUCUUUAUGAUAUUUGCAGAAAGAAAAUUAAAAAAUUCUGUUCAGAUAAAAUUGUUUUUUUUUUUUGGGGGGGGGGGGGUUCUUUUAUUACAAAAACGAACUUCUGAAAAUAUGCUCCCAUCCACAAAAAAAAACUUUUUUCAGGAAAACAUUGAGUCAGAAAAUUCUUUUCAAUCUGAUUUUAACUAAUGAAUCUAAACUGCUUUUCGUUGUUUGGCAGUAUUCAAUUUAUUAUUAUCAUGUAAUGGUUGGAAAGAUAAAAAAUGGCCAUUAACUUACAGAGUGCAGGCAGUAUAUCAGUGAUUAGUUAUGUGAUAUGUUGUCCAACAUUUCUAAAAGUUCCUUUGUAUUUUAGAUGCCCUUCUCUCUUCUAAACCUAAGUUCAUAUAAAGGAGAUAAUUGUGAAGUUUGAAAAAAGAUAUCAGUCUUGCCAACAUAGUGGAAGUGUAAAAUCAUCAAACUCCAUGUGGUGAUAGGAAAAGAGGAAGAGAAAGGUGCAUGUGUCAGUGUUCUGUUAAAUGUCAGAGGUUAAAAUAGGGUAACAAAGACGCAUGUUGUUAUUAAAAUCUUUGUCCAAAACUAAACAUCGCUUUUUUCACAAGUUGAUUGAUCAAUGAUACUUUUAUUAUAUUGUUAUAAUGAAUAUAUAAAAAAUUAGCAAAAAAUUUAAAGAAGAGAUAUAUAUGUGAUGUUUUCAAGAGAAGUUGGAACAAUUCUUGUCAUAUUGAAGAUAAAUACUGUAUUGUUGUU
This is a messenger RNA of Zootermopsis nevadensis, 4741 nucleotides long. Its product is annotated as R3H domain containing protein encore. The record is from RefSeq and is a predicted model, not a curated record. Gene Ontology annotation, molecular function: nucleic acid binding. NCBI's taxonomy places the organism in Eukaryota, Metazoa, Arthropoda, Insecta, Blattodea, Termopsidae.